Molecule: messenger RNA, 1277 nt
Organism: Lineus longissimus
Lineage: Eukaryota; Metazoa; Nemertea; Pilidiophora; Heteronemertea; Lineidae
Product: gamma-secretase subunit pen-2-like
Exons: 4
Coding region: 47-352 (101 amino acids)
Biological process (GO): Notch receptor processing
Cellular component (GO): gamma-secretase complex
Source: RefSeq, a predicted model, not a curated record
CACAAGUAACUCAUUUCCCUGUGCAGAAAAAGAACAGAAAUACAAAAUGGAUCUCCGUAAAAUGAAAGAUGACGACAAAUUGGACUUGUGCAGGAAAUACUAUCUUGGUGGCUUCGCCUUAUUACCUUUUCUGUGGUUCAUCAAUUUUGUAUGGUUCUUCAAGGAAGCGUUUAGGCGACCAGCAUUCGAACAGCAGAAGCAGAUAAAAUCAUAUGUGAUUCAAUCGAUAAUUGGGACGUCAGUAUGGAUUGCGUUAAUAACGGCGUGGGUCGUGAUAUUCCAAUUAAACCGAGCGAGCUGGGGUGCGACGGCAGACUAUAUGUCAUUUAUUAUUCCUAAAGGUGUAUCGUGAGGAUUUUGUAUUUGGUCGAGAUGUGUGUGAGACUUUUUUCAGGGAUGACAUUUAUGAUUUCAUGGAGGAUUUCUGUUUCUUCUCCGGGUUUCUUCCAUUGAUUACAGGGAUGUCAAAUUUCCGAUUAUUGGCUAAUUUCAGACUGUUUCCUCUUGCUAAAUGCUAAACUUGUCAGCCGGUAUGGAGAGAUCUCUCUCUCAGGUUUCCAAGGAUCUUUGAAUUUUCAAAAUCGGACCAAAAAUAAAUGGUGCCAGCCAGUGCUGAUCAAAGAGGAAGAUUUUCACCCCAAAAAAAUUUCAGACUUUUUGCUUUAGCUCAUUUGCAUCCCUUGGAUCAAUUUGACUGCAGAAAUGUGCCUCAAAUCGAACAAGUGUGGCUUUUUGCUGCUAACUGUUGCAUUCUUAUUCAAAAGCUGCCACCUCGUGGAAAAUGUAACGAUAUUCUAGAAUAACCCAGGUGCCCUAUUAACCUACGCUUGGUCAUCCAGAUAAAGAGAUCCAGUUGUGGCUCAAGUCUUUAUUUAGACUAGCUGAACAUGGUUAAAAUAACUAAAUUGGUGAUUACUUCUCAUGUUGCUCAUUGGCUACAUAAUCAUUUACCUGAGGGGAACUCGAAACUGCUACUAUUUAUCAAUGGAAGCUUUAUUCCCGCCUUAGGUUUUAACCGGGUCGUUCAAAAUGAUGUGGCGGCACACAUAAUAUUGAACUAACCACGAUUUUCACUGUAAUCAAAUUUAAGUACUUAAAAUGUCUGCGGGGAGGGAGAUAACAAAAAUGUGCAUGUUAUGUGGAAGAGUAGAAAGAGGUAUGGGGACAAAGGGACCCAGAUGUAAUGUGGAAUGGCAUGAUGUUUAAGUUUGCUGUAAAAAUUGUAAAUAUUGAUAUUGUAAGAAAUUUGUACAGCUUAAUAAAAAGUUAGUAAAGUA